AAUGUAACCGUGUUGAUUUUAGUUUGCAAAUAAUUACAACAAGAUUGCUCCAUUAAAUUAUUAUGAAAAUCAUGUGGAAAAUUAAUUAAAUUAUUCAAGGUUGAUAAAUGUUUUGUUUGUGUAUUUUCUCGUUUAAUUUUCACUAAAAAGAAUACACAAUAUUCAUGGAUGAUGUGGAGAAGACGAUUUUGUUUAUGAAUCGUGUAAACAAAGUGUUGCCAUUGUUGUUGAUAGCGCCGCCUGGACCGUUGACUACACUCGCACUGCUGUCAACUACAUGAUUCGGAGUAUUUGUACGUUUGCGACAAUAGACAAUUUACCCAAAUACAAAAUAUGCAUCAUCACCAUAACCUUUAAAUUGUUUCAGUGUAAAUUUGAUAUUGCCGAAAACUUUAUCACAAGAUUUUUUCUCCGAAAUUCAGUGCUUGUACAACAUAAAUAAAUUUAAACAACAAAAUCACAUUCAAAUAUUAAGCUGGGCUUAUUUUCUAUCGUUUGAGAACCUAGAUCCGAAAAUGUCGGCAAACCACGAAAACAGCAAAGAGAAAGUGGAAGGUUCGGUUGCAGCUGAGAAAGCGGCUAACGAUGCCAACAAAGAAGAGGAAAAAUCAGAUUUGUCUGAUGAGGAUAAGCAACUGCAAGAGGAGCUGAGAAUGUUGGUGGAACGAUUACAAGAACCAAAAACGGAAUUGUAUUUACCAGCAUUGGAAACGAUGCGCAGUUUGAUCCGAGCAUCGACCACAUCGAUGACAUCGGUGCCGAAACCAUUGAAAUUCAUGCGACCGUACUACGAGCCAAUGAAAGAGGUCUAUAAACAUAUGCCAGACAUAGUAACACGUCAAACGUGUGCCGACAUUAUCUCAGUGCUGGCAAUGACCAUGGGAACGGGAAAAGAAUGUUUGGUGUAUCGAUUUUUGUGUGAUCAAAAUGAUCGCAUCGGUGACUGGGGCCACGAGUACGUGCGUCAUUUAUCAGGCCAAAUAUCCACGCAUUGGAAUGAAACGUCAGGCAAUUUCCGGAAUCGCUUGAUUGAUUUGGUCAAACAAAUCGUUCCGUACAACAUGGCACACAAUGCCGAAGCUGAAGCAUGUGAUUCGCUCAUCGAAAUCGAGCGCCUUGAUCUACUAGAGGAUUAUGUUGAUGAAAGCUCAUACGAACGGGUUUGCUUGUAUCUUCAAGGCUGUGUUCCAUACGUUGCCGAUCCAGAAAAUGUCACGCUGUUGCGCACCGCUUUGAAUUUGUCGCGCAAAUUUAAUCAGUACACGCAGGCAAUGCGAUUGGCAUUGAUGCUUAACGAUAUGACAUUGAUCCGGCAAAUUUUCACCGAGUGCAAAGAUUCGGCCAUCCAAAAGCAAUUGGCUUACAUGUUGGGUCGGCAACAGAUUUGCUUGGAAAUCCGUGAAAACGGCGACGGAAGCACUGAUGAUGAAGAACUUAUGGAAAUCAUGUCCAAUUCUCAUUUGAACACGCAUUUCUUGAACUUGGCUCGUGAAUUGGAUAUUAUGGAACCGAAAACACCGGAAGAUGUGUAUAAAUCACAUUUGGAGAAUUCACGCACCACGUUUGGCUCAUCACAGGUCGAUUCAGCCCGACAAAAUCUAGCCGCCAGUUUUGUGAAUGGUUUCGUUAACGCUGGCUUCGGUCAAGACAAACUACUGAUGGAAGAUGGCAAUAAAUGGCUGUAUAAGAACAAAGAGCAUGGAAUGAUGAGUGCAACUGCAUCUCUUGGAUUGAUUUUAUUGUGGGAUGUCGAUGGUGGCUUAACUCCAAUUGAUAAGUAUCUGUAUUCAGCCGAAGAUCAUAUCAAAUCAGGUGCUUUGCUUGCCUGCGGUAUUGUAAACUGCGGCGUUCGUAAUGAAGUCGAUCCCGCUCUUGCUUUGCUCACUGACUACGUUCAUCAUACGAACAGUACGAUGCGUAUCGGUGCCAUUUUGGGACUGGGUCUGGCCUACGCUGGAUCAAAUCGUUCAGCUGUUAUCGAACUCUUGACUCCAGUUCUUGCAGGUGAAAAGAAAGUGGCCCCAACUCCCGAAGUGUUGGGAAUCACCGCACUGUCGCUUGGAAUGAUUGCCGUCGGCUCAUGUAAUGCUGAGGUGACUGGAACUUUAUUGCAAGUUAUUAUGGAGCGUAGUGAGUCGGAAUUGAAGGAUACAUAUGCCAGAUUUUUACCACUCGGUCUGGGCUUGGUGUAUUUGGCACGUCAAGAAGCUGCUGAGGCUGUUAUCGCUGCUCUUGAAGUCAUUUCAGAGCCAUUCCGAUCAAUGGCAACCACAAUGGUAGAAAUUUGUGCGUAUGCCGGCACCGGAAACGUCUUAAAGGUACAGCAACUACUCCACAUUUGCUCGGAGCAUUAUGAAAAUACCAAUGAGAAAUCUGAUGAUUCGAAAGAUAAAAAAGAUAAGGACAAGGAUAAGGAUAAGGAAGCAGCCGCUCAAAAGGAGAAAGAAGACCGAGAGAAGGACCUUUCAUCUACACAGGCAAUUGCUGUUAUUGGUAUUGCAUUGAUUGCAAUGGGCGAAGAAAUUGGCGCUGAAAUGGCAUUCCGUUCAUUUGGAAAUCUUCUUCGCUACUGUGAGCCAGUCAUCCGUCGAUCAGUGCCGCUCGCUCUUGGUUUGCUGUCGGUUUCGAAUCCAAAACUCAAUAUCUUAGAUACAUUGAGUAAAUUUUCCCAUGACAGCGAUGCCGAAGUCGCCCACAAUUCAAUCUUUGCCAUGGGCUUAGUCGGAGCUGGUACGAACAAUGCACGUUUGGCAUCAAUGUUACGACAGUUAGCACAGUAUCACGCGAAAGAUCCAAAUAAUCUGUUUAUGGUGCGAAUCGCACAAGGUUUAACACAUCUUGGCAAAGGAACACUUACUCUCAGUCCAUACCACAGCGAUCGUCAGCUCAUGUGUCCGGUUGCUGUGGCAGGUUUGCUGGCAACACUCGUCUCAUUCUUAGACGUUAAAAACAUAAUUUUGGGCCGUUCGCAUUAUUUGUUGUAUACGCUGGCAACAGCCAUGCAACCACGUAUGUUGAUCACAUUCGAUGAGGAUUUGAACCCAUUGACUGUUCCGGUACGCGUUGGUAUUGCGGUUGAUGUCGUUGGACAGGCUGGUAAACCCAAAACGAUCACUGGCUUCCAAACUCACACUACACCCGUUCUAUUAGCAAUGGGCGAACGCGCUGAACUUGCUACCGAAGAAUAUAUCUCGCUAACACCAAUCAUGGAAGGCUUCGUGGUCCUUCGCAAAAAUCCCAAUUACACGGCAUAAAUAGCAGCAUGAUAGCGUUUAACGAAUUGAAUCCGUGUUCUAAUUAUGUUAAUUCGAGCGAUUAUUAAUCCUACUUUUUUCAUGUAAAACAAACAUUAAGUUGUGCAUUCAAAAAUAAAACCCAAACAUUUAAUUAAAGAA
Messenger RNA from Sitodiplosis mosellana (orange wheat blossom midge), 3395 nucleotides. It is a transcript of the gene Rpn1, whose product is annotated as 26S proteasome non-ATPase regulatory subunit 2. Gene Ontology annotation, cellular component: nucleus; proteasome storage granule; proteasome regulatory particle, base subcomplex. The transcript has 5 exons. Gene Ontology annotation, molecular function: enzyme regulator activity. NCBI's taxonomy places the organism in Eukaryota, Metazoa, Arthropoda, Insecta, Diptera, Cecidomyiidae. Bases 516 to 3254 code for a protein of 912 amino acids. Gene Ontology annotation, biological process: proteasome-mediated ubiquitin-dependent protein catabolic process; regulation of protein catabolic process. The record is from RefSeq and is a predicted model, not a curated record.